AUGGGCAGCGGGGGCGGGCGGCCCCUCGAGAGGAGGCCUGAAGCCCAGCGGCCGCCACCCAAACCUGGGAAAUGUUCUGCUUCACGCAAGGACCUGGGAGCUUCUGAAGCAGAAAGGGGCACUGUGGUCCCCAGGGGACUGUCCGCGGGGGCCCCGCCCUGGGCGCCGAGCCUCCAGAAGCCCUGGCAGCACCCACAGGCAGUGGGCUACCUCGGAGGCUGUGGGGAGUCCCCUGGCCCCCACCGGGACAUGCUCCCUCUGCUGGGGGACCCGAGAGAUGGGGGUGGGGACACAGCGGCCACCCCAGGUCCCAUCCGGAGGCGGAGAGUGCUAUCAAAGGCGCAGGGUGGCAGCGUCCGGGCUGAAGCAGGUCCCCUUGAACUGAAGCAAAUCCACACGAGUGGGACAGGGCACUCUGCCAGCUCCACCUGCGCCGACGCACCCCGGAAGCCAGUGGUCUGGCCACUUCCAGCAGCUGAAGCAGGUGGAGCACGGGCUGCCCCACCUGCCCGGCUGUGCCCUGCACACCUGUGCUCUGUCACCCAGCCUGGAACGUCCCCUCACCCACCUCCUCCUGCGGACAUGCUGAAGCCCAGCCGCACGAGGCAGGCGGGUUUAUCCCCAGGUGACGUCAGCCCGGCCCAGGGUCCUGAGGGCGCCCACCCGCCGGCCUGCAGAGAGGCUGCCCUCUGA
Messenger RNA from Balaenoptera ricei (Rice's whale), 693 nucleotides. Its product is annotated as basic salivary proline-rich protein 3-like. The record is from RefSeq and is a predicted model, not a curated record. The transcript has 4 exons. NCBI's taxonomy places the organism in Eukaryota, Metazoa, Chordata, Mammalia, Artiodactyla, Balaenopteridae. The coding region runs from base 1 to 693 and encodes 230 amino acids.